Fraxinus pennsylvanica is the source of this 1503-nucleotide messenger RNA. Lineage: Eukaryota; Viridiplantae; Streptophyta; Magnoliopsida; Lamiales; Oleaceae. The record is from the annotation of a GenBank genome assembly.
AUGUGGUCUUUUCUAGGCCUACUCACUGUCCUUCAAAACAUACUGCCUACACAGCUUCUCUCCUUUCUGCAUUCUGUCUAUGAAUCCCUUCAAGAGUUCUUUAGCCAGUAUUCUUACUUCGAAAUCCCAGAAUUCAAUGGCUACUGCGGAAUUGAUGUAAAUGAUCUUUACCGCCAUGUGAAUCUCUACCUCAACUCCAUCAACUCCUCCACCACCUGCUGCCGCCUCACUCUCUCCCGUUCUAAAUCUUCCAACAAAAUUUCAUACACUCUCGCACCCAACCACACUGUCAAUGACACCUUCAAAGGCCACCACCUCUCUUGGACUCACCAGGUUGAGACUGUCCAAGAUUCCCUCGACGAAAAACGUAGUUUCACUCUCAAACUUCCCAAGCGCCACCGCAUGAUUCUCCUUGAUCCUUAUUUGGAACACGUCACAACACGUGCAGAAGAAUUUGAGAGAGUUUCACGGGAGCGCAGGCUCUUCACCAACAAUGGACACGGUUCUUUCGAGUCGGGAUGGUCCUCCGUGCCCUUUCGCCACCCUUCCACAUUCGACACACUUGCACUCGAGCCGGAGUUGAACAAACAGCUUACGGAUGAUCUAACGGCAUUUUCUGAAGGCAAAGAAUUUUAUCACAAAAUAGGACGCGCAUGGAAACGUGGAUAUUUGUUGCAUGGACCUCCAGGGUCAGGAAAAUCCAGCCUCAUUGCUGCCAUGGCUAAUUUUCUAUGCUAUGAUGUUUAUGAUCUUGAGCUUAGUAAAGUCUCGGACAAUUCUGAACUAAGGGCCUUGCUCAUACAAACUACAAGCCGUUCGAUCAUAGUGAUUGAAGAUAUAGAUUGUUCAAUCGAUUUAACAGGGGACAGAGUAACAAAGAACAGGAGAUUACCAUCAAUGGCUAAAAAUAGCCGGCAUGGACAUGACAAUGGAGAGGAUAACGGGCGGGUGACUUUAUCAGGCCUGCUUAAUUUCACUGAUGGGCUAUGGUCAUGCUGUGGAGAAGAGAGAGUGAUUAUUUUCACUACAAACCACAGGGACACUGUCGACCCAGCGCUGAUUAGAUGUGGACGCAUGGACGUGCAUGUUAGCCUCGACACAUGCGGCAUGCAUGCCUUCAAGACCUUGGUGAAGAACUACUUGGGGGUGGACUCACACGUGCUGUUUGAUGUGGUGGAGAGUUGCAUAAGAUCAGGUGGGGGCCUUACACCAGCUCAGAUUGGUGAGAUCCUAUUAAGGAACCGUAGAAAUGCUGAUGUGGCAAUCAAAGCCGUGAUAUCUGCCAUGCAAGCAAAGAUUUUAGGAACUGACAUGGACAUCAUUGAGGGUAGCAUGGAAUAUGAUGACAUGGCAAAAUCACCGGACAGCCUAGAUAGGGGGUCGACUGAUUCUCCACCGGAGAAGAAAAGACGGGAGAGAUCUAAUUCUUGGGAAAGUAAAGCUAAAUUCCUUGUAAGACUCAAGUCUCUAACCAAAUCUGAAUCUGGAAGAAGAGGAAUUUGA